UUCGGGUGCGUGCGUGUGUCAGGCAGGAAAACGAAGGUUAUUAAAAUCUGGGACCACACCUUCUUGGUCCCUCCUCUACAUCCACAUUAUUUGCAGCCUGCAGUCUAUUAAAACAUUGUUCUGGUUUUUGGAUCUGUCCGAAACGUCUGUUGGCGAAAUGUACAGCUUUCAUUUUUUAACUCUUGUACCUGAACGAGUUGCAAUUUUAAACGUCUGACCUACAUAAUGCACAUACAAUUUACGUUUUCUGUAGGAAAUUUCAAAUGUAAAAAUGACAAGAUCUUAAGCCUUAUUUCUGAAUUUAGAUUAGAUUAAGAUUAAUUUUAGAUUAAUUUGGUAAAGACGAUGUAGUGGAGACAAAUGUUUGUAAUCAUUACGAGUAACUUAAAGGUCGAUAAGAGAAAGUGAGCUGUUGAACAGAAAAUAAAUCUCGGCUAAACAUCACAGACGCCCUUCCCUUUAAGAUCUCCUUGAUACUUCUCUAAGUAAACCGUUGGUACAAAGUUGCGGACAGGCUUCCUCUGUACAAGUCAUCUGCGCACCCGGUCUCAACUGAGAAAUCGAGGGAUUAAAGCUUUCUGCUACACGGAUACCAACAAAGCGCAUCAAGACAGCAAAAGAUGCAGUGGCGUGUCCAACAUCUUUGUGUUUAGGUCAGUAAUGGCCGUUGCCUCCUCCGUCGUAGCAGAAGGCCCCGUCCAAGCCUGUGCGUGUGUGUUGUUAUGGCAACAAUAGAUGGAAACACAGACGUGGAGACCCUGUUGGCUGCUAUCCACCUGGACAGGUACCUGAAGACCUUCCGCCAGUCUGGCUUCCUCUUGGCCAAGGACCUCAUCCACUUAGACAAUGGAGCUUUUAUCCGACUGGGCAUAACUGCCACCGGGCACAGGAAGAGAAUACUGAGGCUGGUGCAGCACAUUCAGAGGGCAACCAAUCAGAAGAAGUCGACAUCAGAGCCCUUAGAUCCUUUGCUGGACCGCUGUCAGUCAGAGUCAGACAUUAACUCACCAUCCAUCCAAUCAGGAGGGCCGAAGUCCGAGCAGGAAUGCGGAACGGGUGCCGUUGCGUUUGAAGCAUUUAGGAAUAGUUCCGUUCCAAACAUUCCUUCCAUGUUGAUGAACUCUGCGUCAGAACAGCCGCAGCAGAAAAAUGGGAAUGUUACAGGGGUGAAGCCAGUUCCAAAACCUAGAACAGUUUUCCACAGACACAAAGCAGAACCCACCCGCUUCCUCUCGUGUCCGAUCCCGCAAGCACCCCUGGAAAAGCAGGUUCUGACUAAGAAACCAUCUCAGGAAUCUCUCAGCUUUCCCAUAGUGGAAGGAUUACCUUCAGGUGACCCCGUCAGAGUGGUUUCAGCCACAGAGCCUAUCCAUGCUCCGACUCCUGCCCUAAGACAUAGCCUGAGCCUGAGAGAGAAGAGUUUGAGUGGCGUGUCCGAUUCUGGAGGACCUCUUCCUCCUGUUCCUCCUAGGAUGAACCGUGGUGUACCGCCAGCCUUGUUUAGGGGAACCACACCGCCUGGUGAAAUGACUGGCCAGAACCAGGACCAACCACCCCUCUCAGGCUCUCCUUCCCCUUCAUCCUCUUUUCACUGCGACAACACUGGAUUUUCUUCUGUGACUGCUUCCCCUCCCGGCUCCCCGAUGGAGAUGGUCCCUAAUGAGAUUUAUUGUGGCACUUUACCUAGCCCUGUAGCUAGUCGUGGACAAACGCCAGGCAGCGUUCCUCUACCACCACCACGAAAUGAGAUGGAUUCUACUCCUGAAAGAAACAGCACUUUAAGUGACAGCUCUUCUGAAUCGUCCCACGGAGUUCUUAUGGAGGAUCCAGAGGAUAUCAGUCCAUACUGUGAAACAGUCUUCCAGAGACAGCCACUACAACACUCUGAGGUGGAAUCGACAACAAGUGAAGGAAAGACAGGGACAAAAAAAGCAUCAGAGAGUCAUGGAGAGGAUCAUGGGUCACACAAGCUUUCCUGGGCCAAACGUCUGUCUCACGCCCUCUACAGUGAAUCCCAGGGUUAUAGCACGGUAGGAGGGCCAGCAACGUCCCCACGCUGCCUGUCCUUACCCCCCAGCCUCUACCCCACCGAACCGGAUGAGGACCAAACCAUCUCCCCGUACGCCAGCUACACCUCCCUCUCCGAGCAGUCCACGCCCAUCAUCAGUGGCUGGCUGGAUAAGUUGUCUCCACAAGGGAACUAUGUUUUCCAGAAGCGCUAUGUGAAGUUCGAUGGCAAAAAUCUGAUGUACUUCGGCAGUGAGAAGGAUCCUUACCCAAAAGGAGUGAUCCCUUUGGCUGCAAUACAGAUGGCUCGACCGGCCAAAGACAAUAAAUUUGAAAUAGUGACAAGUCACAGGACGUUUAUCUUCCGGGCUGAUAACGAAGUUCAUAGACAGCGGUGGUGCAGUACUCUACAGGGAAGGGUGAAGGAACAGCAAGUGUUUGGGCGCCCUCGCUUUGGCCCGGGCAGCCACUGCCAGAAGAGUGGCCCUCUGGAACUCAAAGGGACCAAGUCCAAAGUCUAUGUAGCCAUCAACACCGACCAGGUGUGGCUGUACAAGAGCGAACAGUGUUUUAAGAAUGGGAUCGGAAUCACUUUGAUCGAGGCUAGAGGAGCCACAAUCAGAGACGGCAAAGGAAGAGGCUUCGACAUGAUCACCCCCUACAAAACAUUCAGUUUCACAGCCGAGUCCGAGCGGGAUAAACGGCAAUGGAUGGAGGCUCUGCAGGAGUCCAUAGCAGAGACCCUGUCCGACUACGAGGUGGCCGAGAAGAUCUGGUCCAACAGGUCCAACAAGAUCUGCGCCGACUGUAAAGCCAUCAAUCCCGACUGGGCCUCCAUCAACCUCUGUGUCGUCAUCUGUAAGAACUGUGCAGGACAACAUCGAGGUCUGGGGACAAUGGUGUCGAAAGUACAGAGCCUGAAACUGGACACCAGCGUGUGGAGCAAUGAGAUUGUGCAGCUCUUCAUAAUGUUGGGGAAUGAUCGAGCUAAUGAGUUCUGGGCAGCCAGGCUACCUCCAGCUGAUGAGCUGGACUGUGACGCCACACCAGAACAGCGGAAGGAGUUCAUCAUCCAUAAGUACCGCGAGGGUCGUUACCGACACCCUCACCCCGGAUUUAACACGCAGGAGGAGCUUCUGAAGGUUUUAUGUUCUGCUGUGACCGAGCAGAACCUGUUAAAGACGGUCACCCAGAUCUUCACAGAUGCAGAGUCUGCCCGAGCCCAACUUGCUCACUCUAAUGGAUGUGACAGUCGUCUCUCUCUGGACCUUUCCCAGUCUCAGGGCACCGCAGAGCCUGGUGUUUAUGAUGAAAUAAUGCAGGCUGUUCUGCAUUCCGGCUACCUCUACAAGUCAGCUUCGAUGAAUAAAGGCACACUAUCACGGAAAACCAGAGAAGAUUUCCAGAAGUACUGGUGCACGGUGGAACGCUCUCUUCUCUUUUAUGAGUCUGACAGAUGUCCUGAUCCUAGCAUGAAGAUCAACGUCAAAGAUAUCCUCUGUCUGGGGGUCAGCAGGCCCGACUCCUCCGAUAACAAUGGAUUUAUUGACAGGUUUCGCUAUACAUUUGAACUGUACCUGACCUCUGAGAAGCUCUAUCAGUUUGGUCUGGAGACUCCUGAUGCACUUCAAUGUUGGACCAAGGCUAUUGGGAAGGCGUCCACGCCUUUAAGCUGCCACUGCCUGCUAACACGGGAAUUUGAGCGGGUCGGGGUCCUGCGCUACAAGGCCAUGCUGGACCCUUCGCAGUGGAAAGAGGGAUACUUUGUCCUUCAGAAGUCGAACCUCUUCAUCUGCCCCGGGAACGACGGGGCUGCCGAGGACAUUAUCAACCUCAAACGUCUGCAAGAGCUCAGUAUAGUUACUGAGAAUGAAAACCAUGAAAAGAAGGAAAUUCUAGUUCUGGUUGAAAAAGGAAGAACUCUGCAUCUCCAGGGUAUGGGCCGGUUGGACUUCUCCCUGUGGUACGCAGAUAUCCAGAGGGCUGCCGGAGGGAAGGGCAACACGUUGAGGGAACAGCAGCUCAGCAGGAAUGACAUCCCCAUCAUCGUAGACAGCUGCAUCGCCUUCAUCACCCAGUAUGGUUUGGGCCAUGAGGGGAUCUACAGAAAGAAUGGGGCCAAGUCCAGGAUCAAACUGCUUAUGGAAGAGUUCCGGAAGGAUGCUCGAAACGUCAAACUCCGUAUCGGCGAUAACUUCAUCGAAGACGUAACUGACGUACUGAAGAGGUUCUUCAGGGAGAUAGACGACCCCAUCUUUAUGGCUGACCUUCAUCCUCUUUGGAAGGAAGCUGUCAGAACAGCCAAGGAUAAGACUCAGCGCCUGGACAGAUACAAGGAGAUCAUCCGUAGCCUACCCAGGGUUAACAGAACGACUCUGGCUGCGCUAAUCGGCCAUCUCUACAGGGUCCAGAAGUGCGCGGACCUGAACCAGAUGUGUACCAAGAACCUGUCCCUGUUGUUUGCCCCCAGCCUGUUUCAGACCGACGGGAAAGGAGAGCACGAGGUGAAGAUCGUUGAGGACCUCAUAGACAACUACCUUUAUGUCUUCGAUAUUGAUGAGGAGCAGCAGACUCAGAUUGAACUGGAAAUCAGCCUCAUCACUACCUGGAAGGACACACAGUUGUCCCAAGCCGGAGACUUGAUCAUUGAAGUGUAUCUAGAGAAGAAGAUACCAGACUGCUGUAUAACUCUCAAAGUCUCUCCUACAAUGGGUGCUGAAGAGUUGACCAACCAAGUGCUGUACAUGAGGAACGUGCCGGCGGAGGAGAAGGAUGUCUGGCUGACUUUUGAGGCCAUAGAGGAAGGACAACUGGAGCGACCCCUACACCCCAAAGAGAAGGUGCUGGAACAGGCUUUACAGUGGUGCAAAAUGGCCGAUCCGAGUUCUGCUUACCUGGUGGUGAAGAAAGUGCCCAAAGGAGAGGGUAUCAACAUACUCACUGCCUACAGUAGUGAAAUAAUGAAGAUGGGAGUUCUGAAGUGUCGUGAAGAGCCUCCCAAACUUCUCCACGGGAAAGGCUUUCAGGAACAUACCUUUCAGAUCAAGGAUCACAAGCUGCUACUUCUGAAAGACAAAAAGAGCAUCAAGCCUGAAAAGGAAUGGGCGCUGAAAUCGUUGAAGAUCUACAUGGGAAUUCGAAAGAAGCUGAAACCACCCACUAAAUGGGGUUUUACUCUCAUGAUGGAAAAACAUCAAUUGUACCUUUGUUGCUUCUGUGAGUCAGACCUGUGGGACUGGGUAACCAAUUUCCUCAAAGCUCAGAAUGAUGACCCCCGACCUCCUGUACUGAGACGUCACUCCUCCUCAGACAUAUCCAAGCAGAAGUUCGGGACCAUGCCCCUAGUACCCAUCAGAGGGGAGGGACACGAGAGCAACUCUAUCAUGCUGUCAGCCAAUCAGACUCUGCGAAAGCUUCACAACAGACGGACCCUCUCCAUGUUCUUUCCGAUGAAGGUGCAACAGGACUCUUUUGAGGAGCGUCCAGAAAGUCCAGAUCCCCCAGAGCCCCUAUAUGAGGAGGUGGGGGACUUUGGCCUUCAGGUCCUCAAGUCCCUGGAGACCAGCUUCCUCUCUAACAACUCCUCAGAGACCCAGGAGGUCCCGGACCGCCCCCUGAGCCUUAGCCUGAGUCCCCAGAAGACAGGCUCCCUGGAUCGCAUGAUCGGACCCAACCCAGUGCGCUCUUUGGGGCUGGGAGACGAGGCUCUGCUGCCCCCUGCUGGGUCUCUGGAUGCACUGGACCCGGGUGGAGAAGGGUACCCCCACGGACCCCAGGUUCAUGAGAAGUCUCCCCGGCCAGUGCCUAGGAGAAGGCAACAACAUGGGCCGUGCACUCCGUCUCAGGAGCUGCUCCUACAGGAGCUGUCCUCCGUCUUCACCAAAAAGACAGAGAGCCCAGAGGAGAAACCGCCAGAGGAGAACGUUGUCUGAGGAAAUUAUCAGAUGUGUGCAAGUUGCUCAUUGUAGACUCAUCUAUGACAAAGAAAAUGGCAGUGUAAUGGGAUUUUGGACCCAACCUAUUGGUUUUGAUGUGGUGGCCUAAAUAUUAUGAGAGAUGAAUAACCAACCAACUUUGUUUUGUUGAAAUUACUUCCUAGUCUGCUAGCACUGUUUUGUACAUUCCUGUUUUACAGUAAAAUAUGCAUUUUGGACUAGAACAACCUUACUAAUGCUAUUGACAGCAGGAUACAUUUUAUAAUAGUUUAUUAAACCAACAAUUGAAUGAUUAGAGGUAUUUCUGUCAUCAUGCAACAGGGAUUAGACAUGCAUUAAGUGGCCAGUUUAUCAGGUGCUCUCCUUGUGCUAGAUCGGAAACCACAUUUCCUCUAGAACAGCCAGUAUUGUAGGUAGGGAUUCUAUAAGGUAUCGGACACAUUUCACAGGGGAGUUGGUCCAUUUUGACCCAAGGUUUUCAUGCAGUUGCUGUUAGAUUGGAUGGAGGUAUAUUCAUGCUGCAAAUAGCCUGUCACAUCUCACACCAAAGAGUCUCUUUUGGGUUGCAAACUUGGGGUUUUAGCAGGCCACUCAACAAAACUGAACCGGGAUUUGUUCGACCAGGGUUUUUCCACUUUCCUGUGUCAGCGAUUGCAUGCCCAAAGGAGCAUCCUGUCGUGACCGCUGAACACAGAUGAGCUGGGUGUUCUGACAUUUCCUACCAGGAGGGCCCCCUACAAGCAGUGCCCUUAUCGGCUUGUAGGGGGCCCUCCUGGUUGCACAAUUCUUGACAUUCUCUUUCGACCACUCUCAUUAACAACCUGUUUUUGCCCAAAGGACAGACUUUCCCCCCCCACAGAUUUUUCAUGGUAAACCUUACCAAGGAGGGUGGAUUUAUUUUAGAUACGUAGACAUGCUGCAGGAAAGAAGCACGUCUAUCCGCCCCUCCGUUUGUUAGUGUUACCGUGUCAAUACUGCCUCUGGAUGUGCUUCGUCUGUCCACUCCAGAUCUGUCGCAUACUGAAUCGCGCUUGGCUCAUUAAAACAAGUUCACGUGGGUAUCUACUGGAAACUGUAUGUCUGACACAGACGACACUCAGUGACUUACGUUUUAACACUGAAUUGAACAUGAACUGAACACCUCGAAGCUUAUCUGCCAGCUUUAAACAGCAAGCCAAGGCCAUGUGACUCACUGUAGGAUCUAUCAAUUUUUUAUUGAACGGGUUGGCAUAUCUGAUAAACUGGCCGCUCAGAGUAUUUUAUUCGUUUUAAACAACUGCAUAUUUAAAUGUAAAUGUUUUAGUCUUUUUAUGUAUUAAUUUAUUUUACUUUUAAAUAUUUGGUCAACUUCCAUUUGUCUUUAAGCUGUGAAAGUGUCGGGAAUUUUGCUAUUAAACUUCCACAGAGAAUCCACAUUGUCUUUACUCUAUCUAGCCAGAAGGUGGCAGUGUGCCCACUAUCUUAUAGAUACUACAAUUGUUUUGGUUAUAUUCCCUAUGUGCAACCACCGCCAAAUAUAACAAAUAUUAGUGAGUGCAUUUGAAAUGUUCUGAAUUCAACAUCUGCACUACUAUGUUGAUUUGCAUAUCAUUUAUAUGCCAUGCUCCAGAAAUCCUUUCAAUCAAACGAUGUGGGAACAUUUGUUUUCCCAUUGGUUUUUAAAGGCCUCUGCCAAGGGUCUGAAGUGUUAAUCCAUUUGCUUUUUGUCAUAUGUUCCUUUUUAUUUAGAAUGUACUACUGUCACUGUAAAUACUGUAUAUUAAUCUAUAUUCCGUUUCAAUAUUGCGUAUUCCACUUUAUUGUUGUUGCAGAAACCAUAAUGUCCAUGAUGUACUAUAAUAAAUAUGAUUUCUGUGUUUUUUCA
This is a messenger RNA of Esox lucius (northern pike), 7806 nucleotides long. It is a transcript of the gene arap3, whose product is annotated as ArfGAP with RhoGAP domain, ankyrin repeat and PH domain 3. Gene Ontology annotation, biological process: signal transduction; positive regulation of GTPase activity. The transcript is spliced from 32 exons. The coding region runs from base 723 to 5939 and encodes 1738 amino acids. Lineage: Eukaryota; Metazoa; Chordata; Actinopteri; Esociformes; Esocidae. Gene Ontology annotation, molecular function: phosphatidylinositol-3,4,5-trisphosphate binding; protein binding; GTPase activator activity. The record is from RefSeq and is a predicted model, not a curated record.